GGAGUAGUGGAUGAGGGAAGACAUAAUGGCGGGGGUGGGUUGAGAGAUUAAUUAAGGGAAUGGAUGGAUGGAUGGAAUUUAUUUCGCCCGGAGGCGCGAAGCCAAUUAAGGGAAUGGCUAGUUCUCACACCGCCACGGCUAUAUAGCACAGCGCUAUCCCCGAUUAGGGAAAGCUCCCGCGCCGCCCUGCAGCAGUACAAGAGUGAAUUUCCUGCCAGCUGCCAUAGCUUACUCAACCUGUCCAAUGGUCAAUGCAAAUAACUUUGGCUCGUUUCCACUGCUUUUGUGAUAUAACACCAACGGGUCAAUAUCCACCACCGACACAAUACCCGUUGGACAUCGAGGACAUGCAAGUUGCUGCCGCCGCUACGACGCCCGUCACACGAAAACCCGUGCCGGCAGUUUCCGCAACGAGUCAGAUGCCAUCUCCCGCACCUGGGGGACAAGAGUUGAGUGGACAACCGAUUCGUCGUGAACUAGGUGGGACGGAACUCCAUCCGUUCCUGGAGAUGGCGUUUUGGAGACGGCGGAGUACAUGCGCAUCGUGUAGCCAUUGGAUGAUGAUAUUAGAGAAGGGGGGAACAGUAAAAGAGAUAGUUUGAUGCCUGAGCUGUUGAUGAAUCCCUGUGUAUAUUGGGUUGGGAAGCAUUGUGACGCUUGGGCGACCAGUGAGCCAGUGGUGGAUUUUUUU
Parathielavia appendiculata is the source of this 691-nucleotide messenger RNA. RefSeq lists its product as uncharacterized. Lineage: Eukaryota; Fungi; Ascomycota; Sordariomycetes; Sordariales; Chaetomiaceae. The coding region runs from base 252 to 602 and encodes 116 amino acids. The record is from RefSeq and is a predicted model, not a curated record. The transcript has a single exon.